UGCAAACCUGAAAGAUCGAAAAUGGUGGCCCGCCCUUUUCAUUGAUCCACGUCAUUCUCAUAAGCCGGCUCCGUUUCUGCAGCCACUGGCAUCUAUUGAGAAUGGGCGCCAGUCGGUACCAUAGGACAGUUUCCUACGAGCAAAGAUCUUUGGUCUGCAAGCUUCUGAUCAAGUGAUUGUUUGAGCUACAACAAUGGCGCUCGAAUGCUGCGGUUAGAUUCAACUGGCACCAGAUUUUCCCUUCUCCUCUAUCCAGUUGAUUGACGGGCAUCACCUUGCAUAAGAGGCUGGAUCAUUGAGAGUAGUUGUGAUGGCUAGUAGUAGACUGCAGGAUGUGGGGCGGUUGGCUCGGGGACUAGGAUUGGUCGCCGCACAGGGGAUCGGAGAGCUAGCAGGCACACAGGCAGCCAAGAAAGCCUUGGCAGGCGACUUUGGGGGUGCACUUAUAGCAGCCACAAAAGGGGGCGCCGAGGUGAUCGUAUCCCUGCCGGGAAAGACUCAUGCUUUUCCUGGAGAUGUCACUGUGCACCGUCACGCAGGAGACGGGACAAGUUCUAGGAGUCCACAUGGAGGGGUGGUGUCAAGUCUGGAUAAGACGGUGGCUUCUGCGGUUGGGGCGGGGGUUGAGAGUGCGCGCUCGGCUGCGGCGCAAGCUGGCUUAGAUCCAUACAUGCACCAAGCGGAGCAGAGUGCCAAGUCCACGCUUGAAACCGUCGCUGGCUCUCUGCAUGGCGCCAGCCAGCAAGCGGAGCAGAGUGUCAAGUCCACUCUUGAUUCUCUCAGGGGCCAGCGCCCUCUUGCAGAGUUGGGGGGGUGGGUUACUGGAACCGGAAGCAGCCUUCAGUUUACGGCCACACAAGAGGCAGCUGGGGAGAGGCUUACCGAGGCGGGGCAACAACUUGGGAAGGCGCUUGGGGAGGCUUUGGACCCCCGCAGUGAGCUUGGACUUGAGAUGCGGGUCGGGGACGCGUUCCGGCAACUAGAGACGGCAAUUCCAAAGGAGCAGCGGGCGCAGCUGAGCGCGGCUAUCGACGGCGUGUCGCUAGCGUCACGGAUCGCUUUCCAUGCGGGGUCGCAUCCCGACAGUCAGCUCCGGAGGGUUUUGAACGGUCAAGGGUUCGAUUUGCAGGCUGCGACCCGAGAAGUGACAGACGUGCUGAAGCAGGCGCGAAAGGGGGGAAGGUUAUCCCCUGAGUUAAGGCAGGGGUUAGAGCAGGCGGUGCAAAUUUCCAAGCAGGUUGAUCAGCAGCUUGAUUUGCGAGGGGAGCUGGAACGCGCCGGUAGUUCCAUUCUCAAGGCUUUGUUUGAGGCAGAUACAGAGCCAAGCAUCACAAGGAAAGCAAGUUCGAUUACUUUUGCGCGAAGCCAGCCUGGGUUUGGAGCUGACGUCUGGUCCUGGAUCGAGAACCGAAGCAACUCCCACGCAGGGCCCACUUUACACUCUGGUCCCGGUUCAAACCAGAGCGCGUCAGCAGGAGUGCAGCCAUUGGCGGCAGGCACACACAGCCCCGAGGAGCGGUUGGCAAAGCUCAAGGCGAUGCCAGUGUCCGAACACUCGCACCGCAUGCCUUCCGAAACAAACACGGGGACGGUGACCUUUGUUGCCCCAGGACACGAGUCGAAGCUUGAGAAACAGAAGGGGGACGCCUCGGACAGUCGGAGAAUGGAGCAGACUAGCGGUGGAAGGGAUAUGCACGCAGCGGGGGCGGCUCUUGGGAUUGAUGCCAAGCGAUUGGACGAGACAGACGCCCGGGGAAGGGCGACGAGCAGUGAAGAUGCCAAGACGAGCAGCUCCGAUGCAGGGAGAAGCCCUUCAGAAGACGCACAUUCUGCUACGAAAGCUAGGACGACCAGUACAGAUGUUGGAAGGAGCGGUUUGGACACUGAGAGAAGCCCAGUGGGACGUCCAACGAGCGAAGAGACAACGAGAGUGGGUGAGAAACUUAAGGAUGGGAAUGCGGCCGAGAUCGACGAGCCGGUGGUGGCGCAAUCGAAAGAAGUACGGGCGCGGCAGCGUGCGGAAGAGUCCAAGAGGAAAGAGGUGGAGCGGAGAACGAAGCAGGCGCGGGAAAGGAAGGUUCCGGCGGGGCCCAUGGCACGGGUGUUUGGGUUCGGCCAGAUGGCAGCGGGAAUGGCAUUCGGCACUCUAGGCGAGUCGGCGGGGCGGCUCAUGUUUGGCGGCGCUGCUCCUGGAGGGAACGCGUUCAUGAGCGAGGGAAACGCGGAGAGGCUUGCGGCGGGCUUGGCAAGGAUGCGCGGAGCGGCUCUUAAGCUGGGCCAGAUGCUGAGCAUCCAGGACGAGAGCGUCAUCCCCCCGCAGAUUGCCAAGGCGCUCGAGCGUGUGCGGCAGGGCGCUGACGUCAUGCCACGCAAGCAACUAGAGCGGGUGCUGGCGGGCGAGAUGGGGCCCGGCUGGAAGGGCCGCCUCGCGGAGUUCGACGACCUGCCCAUGGCCGCGGCGAGCAUCGGGCAGGUGCACCACGCGACUUUGAAAGAGGAAUACGCGGGGGGCGCGUAUGGUCCCUUCCGUGAGGUGGCCAUGAAGGUGCAGUACCCCGGUGUCUCCGAGAGCAUUGACAGCGACAUCGACAACAUGCGGCGCAUCCUCGACUGGACGGACGUUGUUCCCAAGGGCCUAUAUCUGGACCACGCCAUCAAGAUUGCCAAGGUCGAGCUCGGCGCCGAGUGCGACUAUGCGCUUGAGGCGCGGAGUCAGAAGCGGUACCGCGAGAUGCUGGGAGACGACCCCGACUUUUACGUUCCGCAAGUGGUGGAUUACUUGUCCACUAACAAGGUGCUAACCACGGAGCUUGUGCCAGGCAACUCCAUUGACAACGUGGCACGCAUGGACGAGGCUACGCGUAACCGCGUGGCGGAACGGCUGCUGCGGUUGACGCUCCAGGAGCUCUUCGAGUUCCGCUUCAUGCAGACGGACCCAAAUUGGGGCAACUUUUUGUACGACGAGGAAACGGACCGCAUCUAUCUGAUCGACUUUGGGGCUGCGCGCGACUUUCCCAGGGUAUUCGUUGACAACUACCUAGAGAUGGUCCGAGCAUGCGCCGACAAAGACCGGGAUGGCGUCAUCGAGUACUCCAAGCGCCUGGGCUUCCUGACCGGGGACGAGUCCCGGGUCAUGUUGGACGCGCACUCCCAAGCGGCGUUUGUGGUCGGGAUCCCGUUUGCCAAACCGGGCGGGUUUGACUUCAAAACCACGGACCUAACCAAGCGGGUUACGGCCCUCGGGGCGGUGAUGCUUCGCCACCGGUUGACGCCUCCCCCCGACGAAGCGUACUCUUUGCAUAGGAAGUUGUCCGGGGCGUUUUUGGCGUGCAUAAAGCUGGGGGCCACCGUGCCGUGCCGAGAAUUAUUCUUUAAGGUUUACGACAACUACGAUUUUGGAAGCAAGCCGGGCGCUGCAAGGUGAAGCGUCACAUUGAUGCCAUAGCCACAAUUCUUUCUUAGGUAGACAAGCAAGCACCGUCGAUUCUUAACUGGAGUUGCUAGGCAUAAAGCUGUCAGCAACUACAGAAGCUUGAUCGUUGUCACCGACUACGUGGUAUAAACUCUGAACAACUGUGCUCAUAUCCCUUUUGUCAAAGGCCGAACCACCGACCCGCAGAUGUUGCUCCGUGUACUAGAGUAAGAGAGUCCUGCCCUUUUACUAAUUAUUUGGCAGCGCGACUCACGGAUAUGAUCAAAUAAUUCGAGACACAACUUAGAACUGACGCAUCAUUGUGCAUACUUAGGGGUGGCAGUCAGGUGCGCAGCGG
This is a messenger RNA of Klebsormidium nitens, 3770 nucleotides long. The record is from the annotation of a GenBank genome assembly. Lineage: Eukaryota; Viridiplantae; Streptophyta; Klebsormidiophyceae; Klebsormidiales; Klebsormidiaceae.